Molecule: messenger RNA, 3959 nt
Organism: Tribolium madens (black flour beetle)
Lineage: Eukaryota; Metazoa; Arthropoda; Insecta; Coleoptera; Tenebrionidae
Exons: 2
Coding region: 1-3948 (1315 amino acids)
Source: RefSeq, a predicted model, not a curated record
AUGUUAAAACUGGUUUUUGUUAUAAUUUUUGCUUUUAACGUGACCGGAGAUGAUGAAGUUGGCAACUUUUCUGACCUGUCUAUGUGUAAAUUGAGCCACUUAGGUCUCGAAUAUCUUGGCGAUAUAUCGAAAACGGAAUCAUGGGUUAGGUGUCAGUCUUGGUCUUCAGAUCUUCCUCACCAUAUCCCUGAAGGGAUUGUCGAUGCGCAAUUCCCUGAACAGUCACGAAAAAGAGCGAAAAACUUUUGUAGGAAUCCCACAAAAGACCCUGAUGGGCCUUGGUGCUACACUAUGAAUUUAGACCUGAAAUAUGAAACUUGCGGAAUACCUUUAUGUUCAGUGAAGGAAUGUAGAAUUACAGGGCCUGGAAUGGAGUAUUCCGGCAAUAUAAAAAGAGCUCUAUCAGACCGGAAAUGUCUAAAGUGGAAUAAAGAUCGAGGUAAAGUGAAGGAAGCGACAGGAUAUAAACCCUACGAUAAGUUCUCGAAGAUACGUUUCCCAGAAGGUGAAGUUUCAAAAGCUAAGAAAUUUUGCCGCAAUCCUAAUGGUGACAUAGGGGGGCCGUGGUGUUUCGUCGAAAAUGAUGAGACUGAUGAAAUCGAGAAGGAAUACUGCGAUAUUCCUUUUUGUGAAGUCCCAGAUUGUGAGGUUUUCACUAGAAAUACUCCAAAUUAUACUCACUGGACUGACUUUAAUAAUACUUUAACUGAAUUCAGUUUUGGGGUGAAGUUGUGGGACUCAGAUUCAUACUCAAAUGCCACUGCUAGGUUGGUAAUAUCGACACUGGCGUUACCCGUGACUGGAAAAGAAAUGGCCGAUUUGGGAAUUGGACUUGAAAUUUUCCUCUCAAAUAAAGUUAGUGCUUUAACAAUGGGAAACAAAGACACACCUGAAUAUGAACCAACUCCUGAUAUUUUAAAAUCGACGAGUUAUACGAUGUUUACAGUAUCCUGGACCGCACCGUUUAUAACAUUAUCAUACGAGGGUCAAAUUAAGCCGAUUUUCUUAGCCGAGUAUAAAACUAAAAAUAAUCUGUUAGGAUUUCGCAAAAAUCGGUUCAAUUUUUACUCCGCUCAAGGCACUAAUGUGAUUUGGUCGUUCCCUUUUUGUCGCGACGACUUCGAAUGUGACGUUCAAACCACCACAGGAGCACAAUUUCAACAGUUUUGGCCUUUGAGAACCAACGAAGUUGGACAAGAGUUACAAUUCUAUCUUCGAGCAUUUCACUCAGCUUACAUUCUUUUUGUUCCAAGUCCGGCAGUUGAUUUUCCUAAUGUAAAAUUUCUGAUACAGCGAUCGAAUGAAAUGUCACGAAUUGUGGUAAAUUUUUGGGAAGAUUCGAGUGUCAUAAUUAAGGAAUUGUCUUUGCCUGAAAUUUUGGACUAUUGGGAAUGGCGCGAAUAUUCCGUUGCUUUUUUCGCUGAUACAAUGCAAUUUUAUUGGACGAAAAGUGUAGGCACGCAUAUGAUUUUUGAAAUAAAACAUGAAAUCUUCCGGUCGCUGCGCUGGUUCUCUCCGAGUUCGGACACGAUUGCGCAUUGGACCUUCUUUUGUCUUCCUCCAGAAAUAUCAAAACCUCCUCCAGCUCUUCUACCCGAAUGUGCAUUAAACAAUGACGAAGAAAAUUAUAAAGGGACUCAAGACGUAACUAGUGAAGGCAUGCCGUGCCUGCCAUGGGCAAGCAAAUUGCUACCAAAUCAAGAUUUUGACAACAAAAGCGAAGCCCUAGUUGAGUGGAAUUAUUGUCGUGAUCCUAAAAAAGAUGAAAAAGGCACUUAUUGUUACGCUUUUACUCUUGAUAAAUCCAUUGAGAAAAAUUAUUGUCGUUUGAGGAAAUGCAAGUCGGAGGAAUGCAGAAUGGCGGGAACCGGAAACGACUAUGUUGGGCACUUGUCAAAAACGAGAUCAAACCGUAAUUGUGAUUAUUGGUUUGAGAAUGUCACAGUUCACAGAGUUGAGUCACAAUACGCAAAUGAGACUUUAUAUGCGGAUUUGUCUCUUGAUGAUGUUCAAAAUUUUUGUCGAAACCCUUCGAGGGAUGUUGGUGGAAGUUGGUGUUAUACGAGUGAUCCAGACGUUCAGAAAGAUUUGUGUAAUGUGAGAGAUUGUGAUAGACCUGAGGAAAACAUAAUGAUCGUUGGUAAAGCGUUACAGGGGCGGAAAGUCUACAUUUUACCACAGUGGAAAAUAACGGGAUUAGAAUUUGGGUUAAAACAGUGGAAUCCAGAUUUAACAGAUGCAGUCCAGUUCGAUUUUUAUCCCAAGAAUUUGGAUGAUAAGAUCGAGCUAAUUUUGGGAGCGAAGGGUAACGAGAAGGUUUUACUUUUUCACAAGGCAAAGUUAAUCAAAGAAAAGACUUUUUUACAUUUGAUUUCGUCAGGGAAAUGGACGGACUUUUGGCUAGUUAUGCGGAAAGGUGAAAUUUCUUUAGGUUUUAAAGGAGUUCCAAACAGUUUCUUUGAAUAUCUGACUGACGAAGUCUUCGAUCCUAUGUUUUUGUCUUUUGGAACUGUUCAUGGCAAUCCGCUUGGUUUUUUUCUGAAAAGCGAGCAAUGUCAAACCGAAAAUGUUUCAAUAAGUAGUUUUGCCAAAACUGUGCCUUUUGGUAUUUGGUCGAGUGAAAAGACACUUCAUCAGAAUUUUAGUCUGGUAAUUCGAGGCGAGGGUUUAGUCUCAAUACCUCUGAUGUCUCUACCAAACACUCUUAGCUCACAUAUGCUCCAAAUUGAUACUAUGAAAAACGAGGUUUAUCUCAGUUAUUUGGGUGAGAUUCUAAAAACACAGUCGUCACAAUUUCCACUUUUAACCACUAAGAAUUGGACGACACUCAAUUUUAGUUUCAGCGAACAAUAUGUUAAUGUGACUAAAGAGAACGAAACUGUUUUUACGUACUAUAGCUUUAAACCCAUGCUCUUCUAUUGGUUUUCCUUGGGUAUGGAAAAGGGUUGGGCGAUUUGGAGUGCAAACUGCGACGCUUUGGACAUUGACGGGCCUCCUAGGGAUGGAGGGUGGUCGGCAUGGUCGCCUUGGCACUGUACUGUGAAAUGUGGGGGCGGCGAGGGAUAUCGUACUCGAAAUUGUACAAAUCCCAAACCAAACAUUUUAGGAAUGUUAUGUCCCGGUUCUUAUAAAUCCACGGGAAUUUGUAACGAUUUUGUUUGUGGGGAUGUCAGUCCUACCACUCUUGAAAAAAUGAGAGAGAAUUUGCAGACGCAUCAGUUCAGUUUUGAAGUAAAUGAGGGCAGAUCGGUGGUUUUGGAAAACGACAGUGAAAUGUUGAAAAUAAUCAGGCAAGAAUCGCCGGAUUCGUAUUUUGAGUGGACAUUGAAUGGGAUUUUUGUUGAGCCAGAUGAGAAUCGUGUAGUGUUUCAAGGGGAUAAUUUAGUCGUCAGAAAUGUUGGCAUUGAUGAUUCGGGGGUUUAUGUUUGUAUGUUGUAUAGAAUAAACAAAAAGAAGGAGGUUUUGAGGGUUAUUUCGUUGGCAGUUGUUAGUGAGGAUUAUACGAUUCAAACUCGAGCUACUAGAUCGGUCGUAUUGGUGUGCAAAGCAGUAGUUUUGGGUUACAUUUAUUCUGAUUUGAGUCUAAAAUUGUAUUUGAAUGGGGAAAUUUAUAAGGAUUUUGGUACAACCAUGUUGGCAGCGGUCAAUUCCGAAGAAUUUAAAGAAUUAAAUACGUCUCAUACGGGAGAUUGGAAAUGUGUAGUCGAACAAAAAGAUUUAAAACUUUCUUGGACAACUAAUUACAUAAGAAUGGAAGUUAAAAAAGCUCCAAAUUUUUACACAAAUUUGAUGGAGGAUGAAUUUAGUAAACCGUUUUUUGGUUGGUUAGGCACAGAAAAUAAUGUUUUUUACGCAUUGAUAUUUAUUGUUGUUUUUGUCAUUCUUAUGGUUUUGUUAUUCUUGUUUUUAUAUUUCAAAUAUUGUACAGUAAAAUCACGCUGGAAUUAAAUUUGCUUCAA